AUGGAAUCGAACAUCUCCACAGCCAUCGUGCCAGAACAGGACGACACCAUGUUGCUGGCCCAUCCUUAUGUUCGUCUGUUCUUCCUGGUAAUGUACUUGACAGUAUUCGUGACAUGUGUUUGUGGAAACCUAGUAAUCUUGGUGGUGAUCAUAACUGAUAAGGCUAUGAGAACGACGACAAACUUCUUUUUGGCCAACUUAGCUGUGGCCGAUUUACUGGUCGGUAUAUUUUGCGUCUUCCAAAAUGCUGUACACUUCGUGUUAUUCGAGCAUGGUACUUGGCCGUUUGGGAGGAUGAUGUGUCAUUCUUAUAUCUACAUAUUACACAUGAUACCCAAUGCUAGUGCUGGGAUUUUGGUGAGUUUUUGAUUGUAAAAUACGAAUUUUGGCUUACUUUUUUCAUAGAUUAACAUGAUUUUUUAAAUUUUAAAAUUGGCUUUUACUUUAUGAAAUGGCAGUAUUUACACUUUACAGUACAGUCACUUGACGCUGCCUAAUCACACAUUAAGUGUUUACGUAGCCGUUAAUCGCUGUGCCCUUUUAAGGUGUUGUUGUCGAUUGAGAGGUUCAUCGCUGUAAUUCGGCCGAUGUUCGUGCAUCAUCUGUUUACGAAAGGUGUCCUCGUACUAAGUGCGGUCUUGGUAUGGCUCUUCUCGGCACUUAUGAAUCUACCGUACCUAAUUGCCGUGCACUACAAAGAGGUACCGAACAAAGUAACAGGAAGCAGUUAUGCCAUUUGUACUAGGAGGUUCUUGAAGAUACAGGAUAUUGACGUACUGAAGGUUGUGACGACUUUGAACUUGAUUAUAUGGUACAUUGUGCCAUUGCUGAUACUACUGGUCAUCUAUAUUACCAUCGGGUUUGUGUUGAUGAGGACGACUGAAGACAACUCUGUUGCUCGAAGUAGUCAGAACAAGUCGGUUACUAGCUGUAAGUUAGAAUUCUUUAAGUCAAUUAUUUUGUUUUAUCAUUUGAUACCAAAAUGCUAAAAAUAGCUAGAAAUUUGAAAUUUUAUAAAUUAAAAAUCAAUUUUAAAAUUUAGGUACCAAAUUUUUAAAAAUAUUUAUUUUUUAGCCAACAGCAGUCGUUCGUCAAGAAAGCUACCCCGCCUAGAAGCUGUGGACAGUCGAAAGAAGGUGAUCCGCCUUGUUGUUGUUAUUGUACUUUGUUUCGCCUUACUUUCUCUACCACGGUACCUAUACCUCAGUUGGUCGGUUUUUCGACUCAAGAAUGGUAAGUUUUUUUAUUCUAUUGAUAAAACUUCAUUUUAUCACGUAGCAGAGUUAUAUGACGUAUUUUACAUAAUGUAAAACUACUUUCUUUUAUUUUAAAAGUUAAAUUGAUAGCUGUAUUUUACAAUAUAUACAACCUUUCGGCUUCAAAACAUUGUAAACUUACCUUGUAUAAUAUAAUAACUAGUGUGCUUUUUACAAAAAUAACUGAGGAACAUAAGCUCAAUCUAAAAUAAACUUGUAUUACUUCAGCUCCCCGAUGUCUGAACUGCCUGGCCGCCCUCAUUCAGCCGCUGACCUUUCUGUUUUUGUUUAUCAACAGUGGCGUCAACCCCAUCUUGUACGCUUUCUUGUCGCAACGAUUCCGUUCAGCCAUCGCUAACAUGUUCGUAUGUUCGACAGCAAAAGUAAGUUGUUUUUUAGUUUUAAUUCGAUUUGCUGCAGACUUUUAAGAUUUCAAUUCUUUUGUCUCAAAUCUAUAUGAAAAAAAAAAAGAUUUCAUUUCAUAAACAUUUUUACCUAACACACUUAAAAUUAUUAUCUUAUCGUAUAGUAAUAGGCCAAAACAGGCCAAAAUCAUAAUGCCAAAAACCCCGCCAAAACAAAAAUUCAAAUUUUUAAACUCAAAAUUUAAAAAUUUGAAAAAUAAUUUUAAUUUUGCAGCGUAAGACCCAGCUGUACCUAAAACAAUUGCGACGACAAUCGCCUGACACGACAAACAUGGUCGAGUACAGUAACAGUGGGUACCAUCACCGUACUCCAAAAGAAGAGUACCCAAUGACUCAGAUGUCAACCAGAUCUGCACAUACUCGACCUUUGUUAGUUGACAUUUGA
Messenger RNA from Bursaphelenchus okinawaensis, 2066 nucleotides. Lineage: Eukaryota; Metazoa; Nematoda; Chromadorea; Rhabditida; Aphelenchoididae. The record is from the annotation of a GenBank genome assembly.